This is a messenger RNA of Anastrepha ludens (Mexican fruit fly), 6626 nucleotides long. RefSeq lists its product as uncharacterized. The coding region runs from base 1207 to 5169 and encodes 1320 amino acids. The transcript is spliced from 10 exons. The record is from RefSeq and is a predicted model, not a curated record. Gene Ontology annotation, molecular function: ATP hydrolysis activity; protein binding. Lineage: Eukaryota; Metazoa; Arthropoda; Insecta; Diptera; Tephritidae.
UGUGAAAGACGUGAAAAUAAAAAUGUUAAAAAUAUAUAGGGAAUAUUAAAUUGAAUUCUGCAAUGUAUUGCAUAUUAUUUAAUCAAGUAUAAUUUAAUAUAAUAGUUAAAGUUAGUAACAUAUUAAAAACAAAGAAAAAACAGAGUGAAGUGCAAAAGGACUAAGUAAAAAUAUGGAAUUUCAAUGAGAGAAAGUGUCAACGAAAUACUCUUGAAAUGUCCCAUAGAGUCGUAGUAGCGCGCUGGUUGUCGCACGGUUCCUAGCGCUCCCCAAGUGCCAAAUCUGUUGUUGAUGCUAUUAAUUGAUUUAUUAAUACGUCACUAAAAUUUAAAUUAAUAAAAAUUAAUUUUAGAAAGUGAAAAAAUUGCUAUUCUAGUGUGCAUACAUAUAUGUGCAUAUUUAUGUAUCCGUGUGUAUUUUUUAAAGAAUAUAUCUACAUAUGUAUGUUGAUAUGUAUGCAUCAAAAAUUUCCUAUGGUGUUAUUAAUAGAAUUAUUUGUGUUUUAAUUGUGAUAGUGUUAACCUGAACGAAUUGAAGUAUUUAAAUUCAAUUUUAAUUAAGAGCUUAAUGAGCUCAAUCACAGUUUUAUUUAAAUCGAAAUUGCAGCAAUGAAAAUUUACAGAGGAAAAUAUCGCAAUGUGUAUACAAAAUCGAAUACUGUUUAAAAGUGAGAAAUGGGACAAUGAAUGGUAUGCUCAUCAUGCGGGAAUGAAGGUGGCGUGGAAACGCCUCUCUUCCCCCUGGCUACUUACAUACAUUCCAUACAUAGCGUUAUUAGUAUCUACGUAAAGGCACAGGGUACAAGUACUUAUACAUAUGUACAUAUAUCCGAGCAUGCGUUUCUCCAACGGUCUUCCCUGAAUAUUAGUUGACCUGUUGUACGAGUACAAUUUUGAUAUUCGCACUAAUAGGGGUGGCGGUAAUAAGUGAAUGUGCUAUGGCAGACAGUAGUGGCAAGGUGCAACGCAACAAAGCGCAAACUAGAUACGUAUUAUUAUGCAGCUACGAGUACAUACCUAUGUAUAAUGUGACAAUAAAUAUCAGAUCCAUGAGAUUGCGUCUAGACCACAACAAUGAUUGUUGAAUUUGAAGUGCAAUGGCAUUACUUUGCGCUUACUUCUUAUUUAUUUGCAGCUAUCUAAACGCUAAAAUAGCAUAGACGACUUAAUUGAAUAAUUAAAUAAAUAAAAAAAAAAAUUUUAAAAAAUGGGUAACGUUUGCAGUUCUGGAGAUAAACGAAAAAACGACAGCAUAUCAGAGAAAUCAGACGAUUCCUCGCCGUACCAAGAAGCCAAUAAAAAAGAAAUUCAAUUAGAAUCGGUUGGAAAUAACAGUGACAAAUUAGCGCCUUUGGCCGAUCCAGAGCCAGUGCCACCAGAUGUGCCAUUUACAGCAUCAGCGCAGAAUGAAGCACAGCAAACACCCAACGAAGCCAAUAAAGAUGCUAUCAAAGGAAGUCAAUGCUUGGAGAAGGACUCUGAAACUACAACACCACUGGGUUUGAAUGCUCCUUGUGAUAUUCCGAACCAAAAAUCGGCACCCAACAAUUUAGCCAUUCUUCAAGGAAAACCUCCGCCUGGACGCAAAAUCGAAAGGGACAAAAAAAUUGUGAUUUACAUUCUGGCAAAUAAUAGUCCCGAGUACAAAAAGCACAAGCGUGUUAUACAUAGUAUCUUCAAGCAGUUUGUCAGUAAAUGCCAAAGUAAAGGUUUUGACUUUUUAAUCUCUGAUGUGCAUGAAAAUGAUGUAGGGGCGAAGAAAGACUUCAGUAAAUUACUUGAAGUUAAGCGCUGGACGCAAAGCCCACAAGAAGCAGAAGGAGGGCAUGAAGAAGCGGCAAAUUGUCUAUCAGAAAUUUCCAGACACACUUCCACAGCGUACAUUAUACCAGUGCUAUUUCUGGGUUCAACACUCGGCACUCCUAUGUUGCCAUUGACAAUUGAAAGCCAGGAUUUUACUUCGGUUUUAGGCGUUGCAAACGAGGAGGAGAAAGUACUGCUGGAAAAAUGGUAUACGAUUGACAACUCAUAUCAACCAAUGUGUCACCGUUUGUACACCCAACAAAUCGAUACUUACUCAACUGAAGUGAACGGCGAGUUAAAUCACUUGUUGGAAGUAUUACUUCGACUUUUUUCCGAUGAUUUAAAGGACUCAUAUUUAACAACCGUAGUAGAGCAGGAGAUCAACAAUACUGUACUUAUAAGUCAAGAGCUCGCCAAACGAUGCAUAUGGAUACAAACUGGAGCACAGUAUACAAAAUUACCAGAAAAUGCCUCGCAAUUAGAUGCAGAAGUUUUGAGGCGGAUUACAAAAGUAUAUGCUGAGCUAAAAAUGCACCUUUCGGAAAAAAAUCUAAUUAGAAUUCUACCCACCAUGAAUAUAUUGGAUGAAGAGCUAACUGCAGUUAUCGAAAAUUUGCUGGAUAAAUCGAUCACAUCUAUUUUCGAAGAACAUCAGAACAAAAAUAGUAUACCUUACAAUACAAAUGGAGUAGACAAGGUGCUCCUAGAAGAAGUGUAUCUAAUUUCACAUUAUUCAAAGAUAUUGGCACAGAAUUCUGCUAAUUUUGAUAUUAUGAAUGAUGUGAAGAGAUAUCUUAAGGACAAUACCCAAUGGCCACUUGUCAUAUCUGGAGCCAGCGGUUGUGGGAAGAGUGUGUUAGCAUCCAAAAUUAUGGAAAACGUUCAGAGAUGGAAGCCUGAUGCUACGUUGAUAUUAAGAUAUGUGAAUUUGACAGUUCGAUCUUCCGAUUUAACCUCUUUGUUGGGCUCCAUAACAGAUCAAUUGUCAAUUUUGGCGAAUGGCUGCCAGUGUAAUUGUGAUCAUUCAAUAGAAGGUUAUUCGAAUAUUCUGAAAGAGCUGCUUGAAAACCAGGAUUUUUUCGUAGUUAUUAUUAUCGACUCUUUGGAUGAGAUUCUCUUCGAAGCGAAUUUGGAGUGGCUGCCGGUAAACCUGAAUAGCACGUCCAAAGUGAUACUGACCGUAACCGAUACUGAUAAUAAGGAAGAAUCGCCAAUUUUGAAAAACUUGAGCGACCUCGGCAUACCCAACAAGUGUUUUAUAAAGAUGAAGCAAUUUACUGAACGACAGUGGAAUGACAUUCUUAGUUCUGGUGGCAGCGAAUUUUAUGCUUCUAAUGGUGCGCUCAAAUUGCCAGAGGAGUGGAAGACUUUGCGUGGCAAGACACCAUUACAUGCGAAAUCGUUAUGGUGGCUAGCUUGGCUUUCGCACAUGUCCAUUAGUAUAACGGAUAUAUCGGAUGUGCUAGAUAAAAUGCUGCAGAUUUUGGAGACAAAGUUUCAAACGGAACAUGUUGAAAUGAUGUUACUGAUUGUGGCCGUAUCAGAUUGGGGCAUACGCGAGAGCGAUUGCUUAGGUAUUUUUCAAAAGCAGACACAAUUAGAAGCGCAGGCCGCUUUUAAGAUAUGGUCAAAAUUUUGCUGGCUUAUGGGACCCAUGCUAUUGUUUUUAAAAAAUAUUCGUAUUGCCGAUAAGAGUUUUAGAAAUGCUGUUUUCAAGAGGUAUACACACAAAAGGUGGCUGGUUCACAAAUCAAUACGUGACUACUUCGAUAGACAACAGAGCAUACUGCCAACUGCGCACGGAAAUGGCCAUAUAACAAAUUAUAACUACCAGAAGUACUUAAAACUGCCUUAUCAUCAUUUCUGUGCCAUAAUUGAAGAUAACGCAGCACCGGAUAAAAUCGAAAUGCUCUUCAAUUGUUUCUAUUUCACCGAUCUUCAAUGGAUUGCCGAUAAAGUUCAUUCUAAUGGCCCAGCGUAUUUAAUGCAUGAUAUAUUAACGUCUGAGAGACUUGCAAAAAUUGAGAAGCAAUCCUGGAUCCAUAUCAGUUUUUUAAAAGAUUUUUUGAAAAACUAUAUGCGUGAACUUAGCUAUGAUGGCCAUCAGUUUUUCACUUUAAUUAAAUACUAUUUGAAAGCGCGAAUAAGAGACGAUAUAACACUCAAAGAUGAUGAAAAAAUCCGCUCUUGGUUGGAGUAUACCUAUGAAAUUGAAAUACCUUUUAUGGAGAUAUUAAAUUCUAAUUUGGGUUCUGAUGAGGGCGCAUCAACUAGUAGUUACGAUGUAUUGGUCAAUUUGCCUCAAAAAGGCUACUAUGUGGCAUCGAUAAGUACCGAAAGAGAGGAAAUAUGUGUUUGGGAUGUAGAAAAUUGUUCGCGAGUACGACAAUUGUUGGGUAUACCGCAGCCGACAUCUAUGUGUCCAGUCGGAAACUAUGAGGCAGCUGUUUUGUGUCGACGUGAAAUUCGGGUGAUAAAUCUCGAUGAAGGGAAAUAUAAGAAAACCUUGAAGGGUGUUAUGAAUCAGAAAAUGCCAUAUUUUGGAUUGCAUGACCAAAACCAUGUAGUCUGUUUAUCGCGCAAUCGAAUGUAUGUCCAUCUUAUGAACCUGGAGUCCGGGGACUGUGUUAUGACCUUCAAAGCUGGCGAAGACCGAUUUCUUAAUUCUCUGCUGGUUUCCGGAGAUGGACGUAUUCUUGUUUGCGGUGAUGAAACACAAAAGCCAUUUCCGCUUUUGGUUUGGCACCUAUCACAGAAAAAGCUGCUCUACGAUUUGCGCAUUCCACAUCACGAUUUCAUUACCUCGCUAUCGGCCAUUACCUAUGAGGGUUCAUAUGUUUGCGUCGUGGCCAAAGAGCUAAAUGAGCCUACUCCUAAUUUUAUUGUUGUAUAUGAUUUGCAAAGCGGUACAUUGUUUAAGAAGUGGAAGCCUGUCUGCAAUACGGUAUCGUUGGCGAUAUCUCAAGCGAAUGCUUGCGUAAUAGCUGGUUUAGAAGACGCGAAAAUCCUAAUUUGGGAUUUGAUAACCGGCAACUGCAGAUCAACACUUAUUGGUCAUAAUGCUCCCGUGACAUUUUUAAAAUUGGAUCCCCUAGGAAAAGUAUUGUUGUCACGAGAUAAGGAAGGAAGUGAUAACUCCAUACGCGUAUGGGAACUGAAUACAGGUAAAUCGUUAGCCGUUUUCAAGCCCCCGGGCCAAAUAACAGCGUGUGAGAUACUACCAAAUGGUGAAUUUGUAGUCGUAGCUUUGAAGAACAGAACUGAACUAUUGACUUUGGUUUUAAAGAAUUACGGAGAAGCUCCAGAUGAUAAUUGUUAUUUGUAUGGCAAUCCAGAUAACCAAAACCAAACUUUUAAUCUUAAUUAAUUAAAAGCAAAUCUUUGAACUUUAUUAAGUUAAGGAAGUUUUUAAUUUAAUUAUGUGUCUUCAUAGGUAUUAUUUAAAAAUUUAAGAAAUAUUAGUACGCACUUAAGCUUGUACAAAAUAUUGUUACACCUUUAUAUUAGAAUAAGAAACAACAAAAAAAAACACAAGACAUAAAAAUAGCUGAUAUUUUGAAAUUAUAUAGAAAUCUCUAAAGACGUUAGAGGAGCCUGUGGUUUGUUUUUGGGUCUGUAUGCAUACCAUACAUACUUGUGCGUCUGUAAUUUCCAUGUAGUGCUUUAAACAUGCAUAAAUAUAAGAUUUAUGUAGGAAAAUAUGAAAUUUUCUAAAACGCCAAGGAGUUCUUAACUUCAAAAGCCACAGUCUCUUCAAUCAAUUCUUCAAUUUAUGCAAGACAAUUUAGACUAAUUAUUAUGUUUAAUUAAGUCUCCAUUUAAGAUUAAGCGCGCAGUAAUACAAUUUUUAUAGACCCAGAGCCAUUUUGUGGCAUAGAGAAGAGUAACUUCUACCUUCGUAUUCAGGAAGUAGAGGAAAGACAAAGAAGAUCAUACCGGGCUUAUCGCAAUCAAAAACAAUGCUAGUAUGGAAUUAAAUAAGAAUAUUUUUAGAAUCAUCACAGGAGUUCUAAGAAGGGCAUUGUAGGUUGAAUCAUCUUCUUCUAGCCUGGAAUUAUACUCCAAGGACACUUGCAGAUUCUGUGGGUAGAAAGAUGAAACCGCCAUGCAUGUGCUGGGAUCGCGUCGACCACUGAUGUAUAAGCGGAACAAACACCUGUGGAGGAAAUAAAACUCAAUAAAGAGCACAAAUACUAAAACUUAUUGAGCAAGUUGGGCUCAGAGAAAAGCUCUGAAUCCAUGAACGGCGCACAAUUGAUCUUGCAGGCCGCAGGGCUAAAUCCCCUCAUAAUAAUAAUAAUAAUAAUAAGAUUUUGCGCAUUUUGCAACAAAUUUUCUAUGUGGUCCAUUGUUUAACUCUUAUAUUUAUUAGAUUGGUGACCAUUACAUGUAAUGGAUGUAUGUUUGUAUGUAUGUAUGUAACUGUAUUAAGUAAUUGUAAUUUGACAAAAUGUCUCUACUAGUCAUAUAAAUUUUAAGUAACAAGUACCAAAUCCAUGAUAUACAAGUACAUAUGCAUGUAUAUUAACUGUGUUCACGCCUGGCUGGAUAUUCUGGGAAUUUACUAUUCAUUUUGCUUGUUUUUGUGCAACAUAAAAAGGGAAAAAUAAAAAUAACAUUUAGCUAAAAAUCGGCACCGAUGAAAAACUCGCAGACGUAAGUCCCCGGUUGCUUACUAUUCUUUGUUUAUGCUAUAAAAAUAAAAUAAAAACAACACUAAUUUUUAAGUACGAUUUUCAUUUUUAAGUUAAUAUACUAUAAAUAAUAAUGUUAUUGAAAAUCACUAUGUACAGGUUAUUAAUACCAAUAACUGAAUAAAACCAC